Molecule: messenger RNA, 1955 nt
Organism: Olea europaea var. sylvestris
Lineage: Eukaryota; Viridiplantae; Streptophyta; Magnoliopsida; Lamiales; Oleaceae
Product: mitochondrial carrier protein CoAc1-like
Exons: 4
Coding region: 659-1285 (208 amino acids)
Biological process (GO): transmembrane transport
Source: RefSeq, a predicted model, not a curated record
GUCGUGUCAAAGGCAACUUUCAUCAAAACUCCGUUAUUCUAGUUUCGAGAUUCAUAAUCAAACAAAAGCAAUAGACCCCUCCAAGAAAUAGGGAAAAAAACUUAAAAGAGGGAAAAAAAAAAAUUGAACAAUAUUCUCUGUGUCCUUCUUUCUCCUCCUCUCAGUUUGAAGGAGAGAAACCGGUUCUGGGCCAUCUUGGAUAUCCACUAAUAUUUUUCAUCAGAUUUAGAUGCCAGAUAUUGAAUUUGAUAUUCUUGAUUUGGCUGUUUUGUGUAGCUGGAUUCAUUCAUUUUGCGAGAUCUAAUUCUGGGUUCCUGUGGUCAUAUCUUGAGAAAAAAAAUUGGGUUGAAGAAUUUGCUUUGUAGAUCCAUGGAAUUAGGGUUUGAAAUUUGAAAGUGCAUUGAUUGUUAUAUUUUUUGGCUCAGACAAUUGAUGUAUCUUGUUUUUACUGAAGAAGAGGAUUGGCUUGUGAACAUAGGGUUUGUUCUCAGGCCACUGGUUUUGCCUAUUGAGCAGAGAAUAUUUUCAUUUUGCAUUCCUAGAGAUAGAUGGGAUAAGGAGUUUUAUCAAUUGCCGGGGGGAUAAUUAGUUUACAAAAAUAAAUAAAUAGAAGUUCUUUUCUUAAGUAAUUUGAUUGGAUAAUUUGAGGAUUGCCGAUAUGGGUUCUUCGCAAGAAUCUGCUUUUACGGCAAACGUGAGAGAUUUUGCUGAUAAAUCAUCUGCCUGUCAAGAGGUUAAGUACAUGGAUAGUGUGCCUGUCUAUGUGAAAGAGUUGAUUGCAGGAGGGACUGCUGGUGCAUUCGCGAAAACUGCAGUUGCGCCUUUGGAACGAAUUAAAAUCCUUUUGCAGACAAGAACUGAAGGUUUUCGUUCCCUUGGAAUUUAUCCAUCUCUAAAGAAGCUACUGAAGCAUGAUGGUGUUUCAGGAUUUUAUAAAGGAAAUGGAGCUAGUGUCCUUCGAAUUGUUCCAUAUGCGGCACUUCAUUUUAUGACUUAUGAACAAUAUCGGUCUUGGAUUUUGAGUAACUACUCAACCUUAGGAACUGGACCUGUAGUAGAUCUUUUGGCUGGUUCGGCAGCUGGAGGAACUGCAGUUUUAUGCACUUAUCCGUUAGAUUUGGCUCGUACUAAACUUGCUUACCAGGUUACGAACACCAGAGGGAAUUUGCAGAGGGGGUCAAGAAGCUUGCCUGCUCAACCUGAAUAUAGUGGCAUAAAAAAUGUGAUACAGACCGUCUACAAAGAAGGGGGAGUUCGUGGUCUUUAUCGGGGCAUAGGUACAUAAUCAUGCUGCGUAACUAUUCUUUACUUGCAAUAUAUUCAAUAUUUUGCCUCUAACCAUUAGGUAAAUACCAUGUUUAUCUAUUGACUGAUAAUUUUAAUUCAAAAUGGAUUGACGGUGUCCAUGGUCUAUGAUGCUCGCACUUUCUAAUCCGGCCGGAGUACCUGUGUCGACACGACACGGGUACGGGUAUGAGAUAUGGGGUGGACAUGCCGCUUUGCAACUGGACACAGCAUGGUGCAGAAAGGCGGCGGCGCUAAUGGAGAAAACAUCCGACAAAAUUCACGGCCAUGAUUCAUCAUCAUCAACAGCGGUAGAAAAUUUUGGGGGUUUACAUAUGAGUAUUCGGAAAGCGAGAACAAAGUAAAAAAGCUGUCGCAUAGAGGACGGAGAUAGUAGGCGAUUGUGAAAAUGAGGCAGCAGUGGGAAUGGAUGUAGGGUAACGUAGAGUUAAAAAGGCAUAGGGACAAUUUCCAGAACAGCCCACCUAAUUAGGUUAAAUAAAAAAGAGUGUGUAUAGGUGGAAGCACUAAAUUUAAGAGUUUCUUAGGCUUCCUAUUUCUUGGCCCAUUUCUCCAACUGCCCAACUAGCUGGGUUAAGAAAAAAGAGGUGGUCUUCUCCAAUUUAUACCUUAAGACUAGAGGUUGCCUCUUUUCCAAUUCGCCAAUUAAA